Messenger RNA from Indicator indicator, 1269 nucleotides. RefSeq names its product synaptosome associated protein 47 (gene SNAP47). The transcript has 4 exons. The record is from RefSeq and is a predicted model, not a curated record. Gene Ontology annotation, molecular function: syntaxin binding; SNAP receptor activity. NCBI's taxonomy places the organism in Eukaryota, Metazoa, Chordata, Aves, Piciformes, Indicatoridae. Gene Ontology annotation, cellular component: plasma membrane; SNARE complex. Bases 16 to 1269 code for a protein of 417 amino acids. Gene Ontology annotation, biological process: exocytosis; synaptic vesicle priming; synaptic vesicle fusion to presynaptic active zone membrane.
CUCAACUUCGGGCUGAUGAACGAAGACUUGCGGAUCCAUAGCUGGCCGUGUUCUUACUACUUGGACACCAGCAAACAAUGGGUCUCUGGCAGACUCUCACUGACUCCUGUUGCAAUCAAAUUCACAGCUGACAAGACUGGGGAGCUUUUGGUCAACUUCCAUCUUUCUAGUAUCAGUGAGAUAAAGAAGGAAUCUUCAAAUUUAAUCUUCAGCUCCCUCACCAUCUUGGAGAAGAACACCAAGCAUUGGUUCAGUUCUUUGCAACCCAGCAGAAAUGUGGUAUUCAACAUCCUUGAGCACUUCUGGAGGGAGCAGCUGCUCUCAAGCCAAGGUGGAGGAGCAGAAGCAGCAGCUUUGCAGUCCACAAAGGGAAAAGAGCUGACAGGGUUGUUGGCUGGGUCCCAGAAACGUCUGGAGGACACAGCAAAGGUGCUGCAUUACCAGGGCGAGCAGUUCGAUAACAUCAUGAGAGGACUCAACAAGAUCGAAGGGGAUAUGGAUGUGGCAGACAGGUUGUUGACUGAGCUGGAAUCUCCUUCUUGGUGGCCGUUUAGCAGCAAGCUCUGGAAAGCUCCGUUGGAAGCCAAGCCAAAGGAAACUGCCACAGUUUCCGAUCCAAAGAACCAGGAAGGAAUCAUAAUUAGAAUUCCAGUUAUUAUCACCCACAGAACAGACUCCAAUGUCAAGCCAGGAAAACUCACCCUCUUUGCUUCUGGUUUGGAAAUCAGUGACUGCAAUUCUCAGGUGAUUCACAGGUUUGAAUCCAAGGAGGUGGAUGACAUCAGAGUUCAUACGCCCUACGAGAUCAGUGUCCGGCAGAGGUUCAUUGGGAAGCCUGACACCUCCUACAGGCUCCUCUCAGCAAAGAUGCCAGAAGCAAUCCCCAUCUUGGAGAUGCAGUUUAGCAAGAAGAUGCAGUUUCUAGAAGAUGCCCUAGGAUUUGCUGGUGCCACCAAGUCUCCUCAGGUGGAUUUGGGGACCUCCAUUUGGCAAGCAGCCACAGGUCUCCUGGGAGGAGUGGUGCAGCCUGGCUCUCCUGCCAAAGAAGGAAUGGACAAUGACCAUGUUCAGCUGCAGAAGCAAGAGAAGGUCUCUCAGGAAGAAGCCAAAGAGCUUAGACAGAUCCUCAAGAAACUGAAGGGCCUUGCCUUGGAGACAGAAGCUGAGCUGGAGAGGCAGGACGAGGCUCUGGAUUCCAUCAGUACCUGCGUUGACCGCGCCACGCUGACCAUCGACAAGCAGAACCGCCGGAUGAGGAAGCUGACAUAG